CAUGUCUUCAACGGUUCCGAACUAUGUGAACCUAGGCAAGGAGAAGAAGACGAUCAAAUCAUCUCAUAUUCCGUAUUAUGUCAAUUUACAAACCACUGUCAAACCUCCACCCUUUUACGUGAAUAUUGAUCAAAGGUCGGAUAACAAUAAAAGUAAAGAUGAACAAGAGGAAGAUAUAGUCAACAAGGACGACGAAUACGGAUAUUGUAGUGAUAAGGAUGAGUUGAAAAAGGAAAGUCUUUCACCAAUUUCUUCUUCUACGUCCAAUUCAACUCCAACUUCUUCGUCAUCUUCACCAUCCACUUCUACAGAUGCCGAUUCGGAUAACUGCCCCUCUGCUAAGAGAGGUAGUGUUAUAUACGUAGAAAAAACAGAAGUCGAGGACGGCCACUUAAAAAUGGUUCGUAGAAACAGAAUAAAAAAUAAGUAG
Molecule: messenger RNA, 430 nt
Organism: Dimorphilus gyrociliatus
Lineage: Eukaryota; Metazoa; Annelida; Polychaeta; Dinophilidae
Source: the annotation of a GenBank genome assembly